Kockovaella imperatae is the source of this 949-nucleotide messenger RNA. Its product is annotated as CDP-alcohol phosphatidyltransferase-domain-containing protein. Gene Ontology annotation, biological process: cardiolipin biosynthetic process. The transcript is spliced from 7 exons. Gene Ontology annotation, cellular component: mitochondrion; membrane. Gene Ontology annotation, molecular function: cardiolipin synthase activity. Bases 29 to 904 code for a protein of 291 amino acids. The record is from RefSeq and is a predicted model, not a curated record. NCBI's taxonomy places the organism in Eukaryota, Fungi, Basidiomycota, Tremellomycetes, Tremellales, Cuniculitremaceae.
GUGAUAUCAUCUGAAGACAUCCUGGCCGAUGCUAUGUCCUCACUGCCCGCCGAGAAGGCUGCUGCUGCUGCAGGAACUCGGAAGGAGCCUCCUCGCGCGGAAUCCCAGGCCCCCGCCGUUGCCUUCUUCUUGGAAGCGCCAAUUCCACAUUGCUCGCGUGCAGCAGACUCCGCGGCAGAUACAACGUCGAUUGGCUUCGAGAUCCGUCACAAAACGCAUAGGGCAGCUCUGUAGGGCAUAUGGCACAGUGCCAGAGUCACGCAAGGUUGAAGACCCAUCCCAACAACCGAAUGAGCCAGAGCUGCAUGAAUCGCCGUAUACUUUACCCAAUGCCUUGACUCUGGCGAGGAUACUGGCGUGUCCGUGGCUGGGCUAUGAGAUUAUUCACGAAGAGUAUGCCUGGGCGACGGGCAUCCUCUUUGCUUCUGGACUCUCUGACUGGCUCGACGGGUAUCUCGCACGGAACUGGGGAGGGCAAUCCGUCCUUGGAUCAAUACUCGAUCCCGCUGCAGACAAGGCACUCAUGACUACCCUAGUCGUAACCUUGGCAUACAGCGGUUUGCUGCCGAUACCCCUGGCGGUCCUCAUUCUAGGUCGCGAUGUCGCGCUCUCCAUCUCCGCCUUCUAUUUUCGGUUCAUCUCUCUUCCUCGACCCAGGACCUUGAAACGAUAUUUCGACCCCUCCAUCCCUUCGGCAGAAGUCAAACCAACGCAGAUCAGCAAGAUCAACACGGCGCUGCAGCUCUUGCUGAUGGGGGUCACGACCGUGUCUCCGCUCAUACAUCUGCCAUUAGGCACCCCUUUGACCCUUUUGCAGUGGACAGUUGCUGGGACGACCAUUUGGAGUGGGUUUAGCUACCUGGGAAGGUCAGGUGUGAAGAUCCUAGGCAAGCAAGGAAAGUGAAUCUGGCUCUUUGUAUUAUACCACGUCAUGCCAUCUUUAUCAGUC